Syngnathus acus (greater pipefish) is the source of this 936-nucleotide messenger RNA. RefSeq names its product peroxiredoxin like 2C (gene prxl2c). Lineage: Eukaryota; Metazoa; Chordata; Actinopteri; Syngnathiformes; Syngnathidae. The transcript is spliced from 6 exons. The coding region runs from base 286 to 855 and encodes 189 amino acids. The record is from RefSeq and is a predicted model, not a curated record.
AAUACUCGAGAAAGUGGAUCUUCUCCGAUUAACGUGCACCUUCGAGACGUGGACGAUUGUUUCAUUUACGACCGUCACGGAACGCCCAUCCCGUUCAAGAGUUUGUAUCAAGAUAGGAAGUCGAUCAUUAUUUUUGUACGGGUAGGGGAAACUUGAUUUAUCAGCCAUUAUUUGGUAGUAGCGUUUAAAUGCGUGUUUGAAAGUUGCCCUUAGUAACCCUGGGGAUUUCUACUGAGAUAUCCCAAAUAUCUUAAUUGUGCAUAAGCGGAAACGAAGCUGAACAGAAUGCACAAGAAUUUCUUAUGUUACAGCUGUAAAGACUACGUGGAUGAUCUGAGCAAAGUACCCAAAGAGGUACUGGAGGAUGCAAAGGUUGGUCUAGUUGUCAUUGGCCAAUCCGCUCAUCAUCACAUACAGCCUUUCUGCUCACUAACAGGAUACGCUCAUGAGAUCUAUGUGGACCCCAAGAGGGUCAUUUACCAUAAGCUCGGAAUGAAACGAGAAGAGAAGUUUACAGUGUCAGCCCAACCGAGUCCUCAUGUCAAGUCUGGUAUCUUCAUGGGUCAAAUGAAGAGUAUCUGGAGAGCCAUGACGAGUCCUGUAUUCGACUUCCAGGGUGAUCUUCAUCAGCAAGGUGGUGCUAUCAUUGCUGGACCGGCUCGCCGGAGUUCAUCACACCCUGAACUUCAGCAAAGAACCAAAGGUCAUCCAUGUGUAACGGGCUCACCUGCCCAAAGUGGAACCAUUUGCUUUGGCUUUGCAACAUGGAAGUUAGCAGUAUUGUGCUGGGGAAAAAAAAACAUUCUGGCAGUACUCACCAAUGUUCCAAUCCCAACUUGGCUGCAAAAUACCUGAUUAAGUUGUACAUGUCUUUGUGCCUCACUGCUGAAUGAAUGAAUGAAUGAAUGAAUGAAUGAAUGAAUGAAUGAAAAUAUA